Molecule: messenger RNA, 249 nt
Organism: Plasmodium relictum
Lineage: Eukaryota; Apicomplexa; Aconoidasida; Haemosporida; Plasmodiidae
Product: conserved Plasmodium protein, unknown function
Exons: 2
Coding region: 1-249 (82 amino acids)
Source: RefSeq, a predicted model, not a curated record
AUGGUUUUUAUUCCAGUUGAAGUAAUUUUUAAAAAAUUCCCAAAUUUUUCCAAAGAUAGAGUAACAUUUUUAAGGCGAUAUAGUUUUCUUAGUUUAAUUUUAGGUGGAUUAUUUGUUUAUAAAGCUCAUAAACCAGAUUUUAGUAUAAGACAUUAUAGUCCUUCUUAUUUUUAUAAACACCAUUUAGACAAGUUAAAAAAAAAAGGGAUAAUCGAUGAAGAAAAGUACAAUAAGUAUUUGAAUAAUUAA